Molecule: messenger RNA, 1224 nt
Organism: Gloeophyllum trabeum ATCC 11539
Lineage: Eukaryota; Fungi; Basidiomycota; Agaricomycetes; Gloeophyllales; Gloeophyllaceae
Product: mitochondrial carrier
Exons: 3
Coding region: 1-990 (329 amino acids)
Biological process (GO): pyrimidine nucleotide import into mitochondrion
Cellular component (GO): mitochondrion
Molecular function (GO): pyrimidine nucleotide transmembrane transporter activity
Source: RefSeq, a predicted model, not a curated record
AUGUCGGACGAGCUGCCGCCACCGGUCGCCAGCCCCGCACGCAACAGCUUCCUCCCCGCAAAGUCAUGGCAGCACUUUGUUGCUGGUGGAUUGGGAGGGAUGUGCGGGGCGAUUGUGACGAGCCCGUUUGAUGUUGUGAAGACACGGCUGCAGUCUAGCUUAUACCAGGAGCACCACGCGAAACUGAGCGUACCAGGUGGGGCGACCGUCGCCGUUCGCAAACCGGGUGGGCUUCUAUGGAAUUUCGUCGAGACGGCACAUAUCAUCCGCGACAUUUACCGCGAUGAAUCCCCCCGUGCGCUGUUCAAAGGCCUGGGGCCGACACUCGUGGGUGUCAUCCCCGCGCGCUCGAUCAACUUCUUCACGUACGGCAACGGCAAGCAGCUCAUCGCGACGCACUUCAACCACGGCGAGGAGAACUCGUACGUGCACCUGACCGCCGCGGCGCUCGCGGGGAUUGUGACGGGGACCGCAACGAACCCGAUCUGGGUCGUCAAGACGCGGCUGCAGCUCGAGCGCGAGCACCACCACGGGCGCGCGCCGGGGAGCUGGGCCAUGAUCACGCGCAUUCUGCGCGAGGAGGGUGUGCGCGGGUUCUACAAGGGGCUCAGCGCGAGUUAUUUGGGUGUGACGGAGGGCACGAUCCAGUGGACGCUGUACGAGCGGCUGAAGAAGCUGACGAGAAAUGUGGAGGGCAAGGGCGGGGCCGGCGAGUGGUUCGGCAUGCUCGGGAGCGCGGGGACGGCCAAGUGCGUCGCGAGCCUGAUCACGUACCCGCACGAGGUGCUCCGCACGCGCCUGAGGCAGCCGCUCGUGGACGGGAAGGUGAAGUAUACGGGCUUGGUGCAGACGUUCAGGCUUGUGCUCGCGGAGGAGGGCGCGAAGGCGCUGUAUGGGGGCCUGAGCGCGCAUUUGAUGCGCGUGGUGCCGAAUGCAGCGGUGAUGUAUUCGAUUUAUGAGGGGGUGUUGAGUUGGGGGGAGAGUCGGUAGCGGAGGCAGGGUGAGGUAUGGGCUUCAAGGGUCCUUGUGGUGAAAAGUACUGUACAUUCUCCUCUAUCCUCGCUCGCUCACGUUUCCCUGGCUCUCAUAGACCCAACUCUACACAGGCACUGUAUUUCUAUGCAUAUCGACGCUUCCGUUGAGGAUGAUCGUAAUUCACGUACCGUACGUACCCAUGGCUUUCAUGCACGUGUAAUCUAUGUAAAUUAUACUUUGUUGCUUGGA